CUGCCAUCAGCUCACAAUCUAAAAAGACAUGACACAUGAGGAAAACGGAUGGGAGGGAGGAGGAAGAAGCAAGCUCAAGAAUCAGUUGCAGCCAAUGGGGGAAGAGGAGAAGAAGGGAGAAUAACUCAUCUCCUCAGCAGCAGAGCCCACAAGAGCUGUGCGGGCAGCCCCAGGUCCAGGAUGCUGUUCUAAGAGGCAGCCAGAGAGACCAAAGAUGAUCCACUAAAUCCUGAUCUGUCAAGCCACAUUAAGUGUUCCUAUCAGCUGGUCUAGCAUGUGGAUCCCACAGUCUACCCAUUUCUUCCACAAAAAGGAUUGCCUCUCUAUCUUCAGAUCUGGGUUACUCCAUAGAGUUAAUUUAGCAUGAGCAGAGUUUGGAAAUAAUUCAUUACAAGUAACAAAUUAUUUGUAAUUCAUUACUUUUUUGAGGAACAAAACAAGAUGCUCAAAGAGCAUGUCAGACAAGGAAUGUCUUUUUACAGUCAUUACGUUGCCACCAGUACUGAACAGGCGUUCUACUGCGGCGCUUGAAGGCAUGCCUGUGUUGUGCUGCAAAAAACACAGCAGCACACGUGGAAAGCCAUGGAGUGAUGACACUUCCCUGCUGGGAGACCUCAGGUGAUGGAUCCCAAAACUGGGUGGGAAAGUAUGAAAUGCAUGCCCAUCAAGCGCUCAAAGCUGGUGGAAGUUGAAGGAAUCCCUUUCCCUGCUGAAACUGCAGACAACUGGGAGCGUUUAUGGGCCUUUAAAGCUCGUCCUGAUGACCUCCUCAUUUGCACUUACCCCAAAGCAGGAACUACCUGGAUACAGGAAAUUGUGGACGUAAUCCAGCAUGAAGGAGACCCACAAAAAUGUGAUCAGGCCCCCAUCCACCAACGGAUUCCCUUCAUAGACCUGUUCUUUCCAAAACCCAUCCCCUCAGGCUUGGAAGAAGCAGAGGCAAUGCCCUCUCCUCGCACACUCAAAUCUCACCUCCCGGUCCAGCUGCUGCCGCCUUCCUUCUGGGAACAGAAUUGCAAGAUCAUUUAUGUGGCCAGAAAUGCAAAGGACAAUGCAGUCUCCUACUUCCAUUUCCACCGUAUGAACCAGGGAAUGCCAGAGACAGGAAACUGGGAUGAGUUUCUGGAGAGUUUCCUUGCAGGACAGAUUGCCUGGGGCUCUUGGUUUGAUCAUGUUCGUGGCUGGUGGGAAGCCAAGAAUCGCCACUCAAUUCUGUACCUCUUUUAUGAAGAUAUGAAGGAGGAUCCAGCUCGGGAAAUCAGGAAAGUAGUCCAAUUUCUGGGCCUAAAACUCCCGGAUCCAGCUGUGAACCAGAUUGUGCAGCAUACAAUGUUUGAGAACAUGAAAGCAAACCCAUUAACUAAUUACAGCUCCAUACCUACUUUCAUCUUUGACCAAACUGUGUCAUCCUUCAUGAGAAAAGGCACUGUAGGAGACUGGAAGGAGCAUUUCACAGUGGCUCAAAGUGAACGGCUAGAUGACGUCUGUGCACGGUUAUUGGGGAGCAGCGGCCUGAUUUUCCGCAUGCAACUAUAAGCGCAUCUCUGUAGUACCCAUUGAAAUUUUCUCCCAAAUAUGCCUCGGGUGUUAAUGUUACCUGCAUUUAAUAAAAUAAGCCAUAAAACCACAAGGAAAAAACAAGCAUUCUGGCCAGAAGUGGCUUUAUGGAGUGAGACAGAGAGGAACGAAAAGACAUCGUCAGGCCAUUGGAGAGGAGAGGGGAGCUG
This is a messenger RNA of Rhineura floridana, 1727 nucleotides long. Its product is annotated as sulfotransferase 1C2-like. The record is from RefSeq and is a predicted model, not a curated record. Gene Ontology annotation, molecular function: sulfotransferase activity. Gene Ontology annotation, biological process: sulfation. The transcript is spliced from 12 exons. The coding region runs from base 622 to 1536 and encodes 304 amino acids. Gene Ontology annotation, cellular component: cytoplasm. NCBI's taxonomy places the organism in Eukaryota, Metazoa, Chordata, Lepidosauria, Squamata, Rhineuridae.